This is a messenger RNA of Anarrhichthys ocellatus (wolf-eel), 1529 nucleotides long. RefSeq names its product RNA-binding motif, single-stranded-interacting protein 2-like. The record is from RefSeq and is a predicted model, not a curated record. Gene Ontology annotation, molecular function: RNA binding. The transcript has 14 exons. The coding region runs from base 90 to 1319 and encodes 409 amino acids. Lineage: Eukaryota; Metazoa; Chordata; Actinopteri; Perciformes; Anarhichadidae.
ACCACCGCUGCUCUCUGGCUGAAUCUCCCUGGCUGACGUCAGCUGACUGCCUCGGCUCUCCGCUCCUCCGGACACAGCGCCGCGCAAAAAUGCUGCUCUCUGUGCCGCCAAGGACAGGAUUCAACCCGUACAACGGCUACACCGGCAAACACAUCAAGAAGACGUAUGUCUCCCCCUCCAACCAUCAGAUGGCUCCUCCAAGCCCCAACAACAUCAACAAUAGCAACACCACCACCACCUCCAUCAGCAAUGGCAGCAGCAGCAGCAGUGGGGGAGAGCAGCUGAGCAAAACCAACUUGUACAUCCGUGGCCUCCACCCAGGAACCACAGACCAGGAUCUGGUCAAACUCUGUCUGCCGUACGGGAAAAUUGUAUCCACCAAGGCCAUCCUGGACAAGACCACCAACAAGUGCAAAGGCUAUGGCUUUGUUGACUUUGACAGUCCGUCCUCAGCUCAGAAGGCAGUGACAGCGCUGAAGGCGGGUGGAGUGCAGGCUCAGAUGGCCAAGCAACAGGAGCAGGACCCCACCAACUUAUACAUCUCCAAUCUGCCGAUGUCCAUGGACGAGCAGGAGCUGGAGAGCAUGCUGAAGCCCUUCAGCCAGGCCAUUUCCACUCGCAUCCUCCGUGACGCCAACGGAACCAGCCGAGGCGUGGGCUUUGCCAGGAUGGAGUCAACCGAGAAAUGUGAAGCCAUCAUCCAACAUUUUAAUGGGAAAUAUAUCAAGACUCCACCUGGAGUUCCAGUGCCACCAGAGCCCCUGUUGUGUAAAUUUGCUGAUGGAGGCCAGAAAAAGCGUCAGAGCCAAGGAAAAUAUCUGCAGAACGGCCGGCCCUGGACGAGAGAUGGGGAGAGUGGAGGAAUGACCCUUACCUAUGACCCCACCACAGCCUUACAGAAUGGGUUCUACUCCUCUCCAUACAGCAUUGGCCCAAACCGGAUGAUGGGGCCGACCUCCCUCUCCCCGUACAUGCAUUCCCCUAUGUCCACCUACCAGGUACACAACCCAUCCUGGUUACAUCAUCAGUCAUACAUCAUGCCGCCCACAGGAGCAGUCUUGACGCCAGGAAUGGACCACACCAUGUCCAUCCAGCCGACCUCCAUGAUGGGGCCCCUGACGCAGCAGCUCAGCCACCUCUCCAUGGGCAGCAGUGGCACAUACAUGCCUGCAAACACAUCUAUGCAGGGGACCUACAUCCCCCAGUACACCCAAGUGCCUGCCACCAACAUGUCAGUUGAGGAAAGUGCCGUCCAACCACCUGUUGCCAUAGAGACACCCACAGAACACACCACCUACACCUACCAGCAUAACAAGUGAAGAGAUCUUCCUCUGGAGCCGGAGUGACUCUCAAAGCGUUGAAACGCGAAACGGUCGACCGUGCUCGUAAAGGCACCGGACACUCGGGAGGAACGCGGACUGUUACACAGAAAGGACAAAAAAAAAAAAAAAAAAGAUAUUUUCUACAAACUCAUGUUUUACAAUAAACUCUUUUACUCCAACAACCAAGGCUGGAGGAUGGCAGGCAAA